Poecilia reticulata (guppy) is the source of this 5987-nucleotide messenger RNA. It is a transcript of the gene ibtk, whose product is annotated as inhibitor of Bruton agammaglobulinemia tyrosine kinase. Gene Ontology annotation, cellular component: nucleoplasm; cytoplasm. The record is from RefSeq and is a predicted model, not a curated record. Gene Ontology annotation, molecular function: protein tyrosine kinase inhibitor activity; protein kinase binding. NCBI's taxonomy places the organism in Eukaryota, Metazoa, Chordata, Actinopteri, Cyprinodontiformes, Poeciliidae. Gene Ontology annotation, biological process: negative regulation of protein phosphorylation.
AUCGCAAGUCUUGAUGUUAAGUGGGUGUUGUUACCUAACCUGCGGGAUUUUAGCCUUGACAAAACUGGGCACAAUUUCAAAACCUUCUAAAGUUUCUUAUUUGCAAUUAUGACACCCUGGAUAUACGUCGCUAAAGUUACUUUCUCCGUAUCCUCUUUUUUCUUCAUCUAGCGGAAGGUGCAUUCUACAAUUAUGGAGUUUUAAAACCAGGAGCGUGAGUUUUGGGGGGGAAAGGUGGCCUUUCCCCUCAAGUUGGAUGGUUGGGUUGCUGGACGUGGAGGUCAGGGGGUUUUGAAAUUGUUGCUAUUUUUUUAUUUAUUUAUUUUUUUUCCGUAAAUGGUUGGAUAGAAAAACUAUUUUUGCAAAUUUUUUGAGAUGUACAUUUUUGUAUGACGUGCAUGUUAAGUUUUGUAUUUAUUGAAUUCAUCAUGCCGGUGUAUGCCGCAAGCAGCCUUGUGUGUGUUCGACCCUUGAUCGAAAUGGUGGACUGAAGGGAGCCACGGAAAAGGCUCUUGGGGUCGCUAGGGUGCGGUGGAACCUCAACACAAGCACAAUUCUAGCGCUCCAAGCCACCUCGACAAUUUUCAAAAACUUUCCUUUCCUCCGAGAGCUUCUUUUUGUUCUGCAAAAUAAUUGAGUCGCGGUGUUAUUGGUUUGUUGCGACGAGUCUUGUUUACAAUUGUGGGUGGUGGGCUGUCAGAAAGGCUCUGUGACAGAAGCGCAAGAGAGAAUUUAUUUUUUUUUGAAGAGGCCAGGAUGAGUCUGGCACCUCUGGACUGCACCCCGAAAUGCCGGUCCCAGCAACAUGCAGACCAGGUGGUGGCGGCGCUGACCAGUGGCUCCGAAGGGAAGCUUCGGGCGUUCCUGGCUUCACACUGCCACAAUGCAACCAGCCUGCGCGACGCUUUUGGUCGCACGGCCCUUCACCUGGCGGCCUCUUUGGGAAAAAAGGCUCUGCUGGAGUGGCUGCUGAACGCCAAAGGGGCUGAUCUGAUGUUGAAGGAUAAAGAGUCCGGCUGGAAUGCGCUGCACCGCAGUGCCUUCUAUGGACACAUCCACUGUCUCAUAUCGUUGGUCAAGCAUGGUGGACUUUUGUCCACCCUGGACAAGGAGGGUCUAUCUGUCCUGGACCUGACGAUGAAAGACAGACCUGCACAUGUUGUCUUCAAACACACCGACCCAACCGAAGUGUACAUGUGGGGAAGCAAUACUAAUUUUAGUCUGGGCCACGGCAACCAGGACAGCCGACAUCACCCUGAGCUGGUGGACGUGUUUGCCAGGACCGGAGUUUACAUCAAGCAGGUGGUUGUGUGCAAGUUCCACUCUGUGUUCCUGUCUCAGAAAGGCCAGGUGUUUACCUGUGGACAUGGACAAGGUGGAAGACUGGGUCAUGGGGAUGAACAGACCUAUCUGGUCCCUCGCAUGGUGGAGGGUCUGAUGUCCCACCAUUGCUCCCAGGUGGCAGCAGCCAAAGACCACACUGUGGUGCUGACAGAGGAAGGCUAUGUUUACACGUUUGGUCUCAACACCUUCCACCAGCUGGGCCUGACUCCUCCCCCUGCCUCUGCACACGCUCCUAAACAGGUGUUCUCCAAAAUGCUGAAAGGCAGGGCGGUGAUGGGAGUCACUGCAGGGAGGUUCCACACGGUGCUGUGGACCAGAGAGGCGGUGUAUACAGUGGGACUGAAUGGAGGGCAGCUGGGUUACCUGCUCGACCCAAACGGGGAGAAGUGCGUGACGACGCCCCGUCAGGUGUCAGCUCUGCACCACAAGGAUGUCGGCAUCGCCAUGGCAGCGGCUAGUGACGGAGCAACUGUGGUUGUGACUGGGAAAGGGGACGUUUAUCUGUUGGCUGACUACCAGUGCAAGAAAAUGGCUUCCAAGCAGCUUAACAUCAAAAAAGUCUUGAUCAGCGGUGGCAGUCUAGACCAUCGGGUACAUCCGCAGAUCUUGAACGACAGCGGAGGGGAAAAGAUUGCCAUCUUGGCAUUGGAUGAAGCAGGGAGAGUGUUUUGCUGGCGUUCGUCUGGCAGCGCGGUGAGACAGUGCAGGUGGGCGUAUUCGCGUCAGGUUUUCAUGUCCGACAUCGCCCUCAGCAAGAACGGCAUGAUGUUUGUGACUCCCGACGGGGAAGGCUUUAGCGGCGUAUGGGCCGGGGAGUAUAAAAAGUACGGCGAGAAAAAAGAGGUCAGUGUGGAGGUUUCUGGGCCAUCGGAUGCUGGCACCAUGUACGAGCGAAUCCGCCUGGAGAAACUCCCUUUGGUCCACAGAGCCGUCAGCAUCACCAUGGACUCCAAAGGACGAAACUUUGGAGUUCUUCAAGCUGACCCCAGAACCAGUUUGUUUGAGGUGCCCAGCAUCUCUCCGUCUUCCUUCGCCCAGCACUUCCAUAGUCUUCUGGAGGAGGCGGACGAAACGGACAGCAUCCACGACGUGACGCUUCAGGCCGGCGAGCGCAACUUCCCCGCUCACAAGUACAUUCUGUCCAUGAGGUCCGAGUUCUUCCGGAAGCUGUUCAUGUCUGAACGCUGCGACGUUAAAGAGGAGCUUGACAAGGAGGUGAGACGGGGCGAAGACGCCGUUGGGUGCGACUUGUUCAUUCUGGAGAAGAUCGCGGUGGACGUGCUGGAAUACGCUCUGCACUUCAUCUACACGGACUCUUGUGAGCUUCUGGUGCACGGGGCUCGACCCAGAGGCUCAGGGACGUCAACAGGCCAAAACCAGGACUCAGAGCACGAGAGGCUUAUCAGCAGUCUGCAGGACCUGGGGCUGAGAGGUUGCUCAGCCCUCGAAGUGUACCAGUCCCUUUCACCUUCAACCAAAGGUGACGCCGACAAGGCGAAGAACAAGGGCUCCAAGUUGAGCAAAAAGGGGAAGGGAGGCAAAGGUGACAAGACCAGGGCCAGCGAAGGAGGGGCUAACCCGGUGAAAACCUUACAGGCUGUGGCUAAAAAGCUGGGCCUGGGGAGCCUGUCGGCACGACUGGAUGGUGUGAAGUAUGAGAAUGGAAAGAUUAACGUUGUACAGAAGAAAACUGGCAGCAAGCUCAAAUUUUUCCAGAAAAAGUGCACCUAUCUUUGUGAUGUCACUCUAAAAUCUGAUGAUGGAAAAGAGUUUCCAUGUCACAAAAGUGUCCUCUGUGCAAGACUAGAAUACUUCAACAGCAUGCUUGGAAACCCCUGGAUUGAGGCAACAUCGUGCUCAGCUUUGGAGAUGCCCACCAGCUCAGAGAUCCUCCAGGUCAUUCUGGAGUAUAUUUACACAGAUGAGUCUCCCACCCUUAAAGAAUCUCCCAACGUGGAGUUUGUGUGCAACGUGCUGGUUGUGGCCGACCAGCUGCUCAUCACGCGGCUGAAGGAGAUGUGCGAGGUCGUUAUCACCGAGAACCUGACCCUGAAAAACGCAGCGGUGCUGCUGGAAUUUGCCACCUUGUACAACGCGGAGCAGCUGAAACUGUCCUGCCUGCAGUUCAUCGUCCUCAACAUUGGUGCCCUGCUGGAGUCCAAGGCUCUGGAUAUCCUCAGUGAGGAAGUCCUCGUCGAGCUUUCUGCAGCUUACAGACGGGCGAUCCCUGCAAUGCAAAGGCGAGUCAUCACGCCGUAUCCCGGAGCACCAGACCUUAGUGCGUAUGAGGAGGAGGACCUGGACUCGGCAUUCAGCCCCAAACCAGAGGGGGAACUGGAUCAGUCUUCCAGAGAAGUUCUGUUGAAGAAGGCAAAGGUGAAGGCAAAAAAGAAACCAAGGAGACGCUCUGACAGUUCAGGAGGCUACACACUCUCUGAAAUCAUUCAGAGCCCUUCUGCUGCAGCGGUGUCUCCUGUUCUGGUUAAGACGGGGAAGGCCAACUCCGCAGAGUCUCUGCAGGAAGUCCUCACGUCUGACUCGGAGGGCAGCUACAUGGCAGUCGGCAGUCCCAGAGACAUGCAGUCUCCUGUCUUUCAUGACAAACCGGAGGAUGAGCGAGCGUUCAGUCAGAGACUGAAGACUCCACCCAGCACACCAACCUCCCUGAGAUCCAGCCUUCCUGUUCUCCCUGCAACUCCCCCGACUUCCAUCCCCAAAAACCUCCCCAAGCUUAUUGCGUGUCCCGCUCACGCUCCUCCAGUGUUGGAUCUGAGAACCAUCAUGGAUAUGGAGGCCAGCUCUCUGCAGACUCUUGGUGCAACUCCAAAAAGCCCCGGAGUGGUGACCUCCAGCGUCAAACACUCUGCUGUUUCCUCCAAACUGUCCCAGAAGCAGAGGAAGAUGUUGGCCAUGGCCAGCAGAGAGGCCAGUGUGGAUUCACCUCCAUCUAAAUCGGUGCCCAUAGCAACGCCAUCCAAGAGCAGCGAGAAGGCCUGGGCAACAGCUGUCCAGUCCCCUCCUUCUUCAUGCUCAUUUCGGGCUCUCGUGGAGGAGGAAGAGAACCGUUCAGCCAGAGUGGGUCACCCGGGACCCCAGCGGGUCCAGAACGCCUUGGGGACCUCCGCCAGUGCCACACCCGCUGCCCGGAGGGUCACGUUCAAAAACAACGAUGGCGGCGAGCCGGAGAAGCCCACUGGGCCGUGGGUGCUGGGCGCCGUGGGCAGCCCCCCCCUCUCCUCCCUGGUGACAUUCGCCUCCAUCGUGGAGGAGGAGAAGCAACAAGAAGCGGCGCUGAUCCGCAGCAGAGAGAAGCCGCUGGCGCUCAUCCAGAUUGAAGAGCGAGCCAUUCAGGACCUGCUGCUCCACUACAAGGCGCGGGACAACCCAGAUGAGCUGAUAGCGGUGGAGACGACGUCCAGAGGCCCCAUGGCAGCCCCAACCUGGCACAAACACUAACGACGGGCGGGCCUGGGACGGCACAUCAGCAAACCGUCAGAGCGAAGAGUUUGAAUCCAGAUCCUCCCCACUGUGUGUUUCUGCUUUGCUGCUGCUCCGCGUCUUGCUUAUUUCAACUUGAGAGAGCGGCAGCUUCGCGUGUCACAAAGCGCUCCUAAAGCAAACGACUUUUAGAGCUCAUAGUUCUCAGCGAAAACAGUAAUAAUAAAUUUCCUUCAUAAAUCUCUUGAAUCUCGUGAAGUUGCCAAAGACUCAGGAGUUUAAGCUGCAAAGUGGGUCCAAACUAAACAAAGGGGGCUUGUGUGUGUCUGAUAAGUGAAAGUUCUCGGUUUAAUUAUGAAAAUUUAAGAGUGCCAAACAUCAGCUGGUAGAGCUUCAGCUUUAAUUAGUGGGAAAUGUCGUAGAGGUGCACCGAUCGACUUUCUCCGGCCAAUACCAAUUUCUUUCUUCUUCUUUUUUUCUCUUUUGAGGUCUGAUUUGCUGAUUGAGAUUAGUAUCUGUCAACUAAAAAAUAUAGGCCAUACAAAAAUGUGCUUAAGGUUUGUUGGUAGAUGUAAUGUAGUAGUUGAGAAAAUCCAACAGAAAAUGAAGGAAUUAUAAGUUUACUCUUUUCCGCAUCAAAGCACAAGUCCGUCACUUUUUCCUGAGUUUGCCCAAACUCUGAAACUGCAUCAGCAUUUCACGCAUUUAAUGAAUCAGAAAAAUUCUAAAUUUUCUUCUUUUUUUUUAAUGCAUAUUUCACCUGCUGUCUAAGGAGAGGUUUGGCCUUCUCGUCUUGUCAAAUUGAUGGAUGUCCUUUUUUUGUUUUCUUUUUGAUGGCAGAUUUGCUCAGUUGCACUGUCAUCAGUAAACUGAUUACAAGAUCAGCGUCCAUAACGGCAACUAGUGUAAAUACAUGAUUUGCUAUAGUUACACGUGAAUGCUAAACAAAGUGAGACAGCAUGUUGUUGUGAAGCUGGUUUAAAACUGUGAUUUAGAGACGGCGACGUGCGGAUUUAAAUCUUUAAUUCAGUAAAUGACAUUUUAAUUUUUUGCGUGUGGAAGCCAGUGUGAGUUUGGUACUUGAGCUUUAGACCACAUCAUUUCUUUACCUACCAAAAUGUUUUGUUUUUUGUGUGUCUAAGACAUAAGGAUGUGGAAGCAAAACUGGCAUGCAAUAAAAUAAAAUAAAAAAUUGCAAAAAUUCA